This is a messenger RNA of Nomascus leucogenys (northern white-cheeked gibbon), 1226 nucleotides long. RefSeq names its product ficolin-1. The record is from RefSeq and is a predicted model, not a curated record. Lineage: Eukaryota; Metazoa; Chordata; Mammalia; Primates; Hylobatidae.
GGGGGACUCUUCAGAGUCAAAGGCCAGAGAGAAUGGAGCUCAGUGGAGCCACCAUGGCCCGGGGGCUUGCUGUCCUGCUAGUCUUGUUCCUGCAUAUCAAGAACCUGCCUGCCCAGGCUGCUGACACAUGUCCAGAGGUGAAGGUGGUGGGCCUGGAGGGCUCCGACAAGCUCACCAUUCUCCGAGGCUGCCCGGGGCUGCCCGGGGCCCCAGGGCCAAAGGGAGAGGCAGGCGCUGAUGGAAAGAGAGGAGAACGCGGUCUCCCUGGAGCCCCUGGAAAGGCAGGACCAGUGGGGCCCAAAGGAGACCGAGGAGAGAAGGGAAUGCGUGGAGAGAAAGGAGACGCUGGGCAGUCUCAGUUAUGUGCGACAGGCCCGCAUACCUGCAAGGACCUGCUAGCCCGGGGGCACUUCCUGAGCGGCUGGCACACCAUCUACCUGCCCGACUGCCGGCCCCUGACUGUGCUCUGUGACAUGGACACGGACGGAGGGGGCUGGACUGUUUUCCAGCGGAGGGUGGACGGCUCCGUGGACUUCUACAGGGACUGGGCCGCGUACAAGCAGGGCUUCGGCAGUCAGCUGGGGGAGUUCUGGCUGGGAAACGACAACAUCCACGCCCUGACCGCCCGGGGAAGCAGCGAGCUCCGUGUAGACCUGGUGGACUUUGAGGGCAACCACCAGUUUGCUAAGUACAGAUCAUUCAAGGUGGCCGGUGAGGCAGAGAAGUACAAGCUGGUACUGGGAGCCUUUGUUGAGGGCAGUGCGGGUAAUUCUCUAACGGCCCACAACAACAACUUCUUCUCCACCAAAGACCAAGACAAUGAUGUGAGUUCUUCCAAUUGUGCUGAGAAGUUCCAGGGAGCCUGGUGGUACGCUGACUGUCAUGCUUCAAACCUGAAUGGUCUCUACCUCAGGGGACCCCACGAGAGCUAUGCCAAUGGUGUCAACUGGAGUACGGCGAAGGGGUACAAAUAUAGCUACAAGGUGUCAGAGAUGAAGGUGCGGCCCGCCUAGAUGGGCCAGGACCCCUCCACACGCACUUGCUAGGGGGGAGGCCACACCCACAAGCGCUGCGCCGUGGAAGUCACCCCAUUUUCCCAGCCAGACACACUCCCAUGAUGCCCACAGCUGCCCCUUUGCCCCCAGCUCAGUCAAGCCGCCACAUGCCCACAACCUCACCAGAGGGAGAAUUAUGUUUCUAAAUAUGUUUGCUUUGGGACAGAAAAG